Mobula hypostoma (lesser devil ray) is the source of this 1676-nucleotide messenger RNA. RefSeq names its product tubulin, beta 6 class V (gene tubb6). The transcript has 4 exons. Lineage: Eukaryota; Metazoa; Chordata; Chondrichthyes; Myliobatiformes; Myliobatidae. Gene Ontology annotation, molecular function: structural constituent of cytoskeleton; GTPase activity; GTP binding. Gene Ontology annotation, cellular component: microtubule; cytoplasm. The record is from RefSeq and is a predicted model, not a curated record. The coding region runs from base 84 to 1421 and encodes 445 amino acids. Gene Ontology annotation, biological process: mitotic cell cycle; microtubule cytoskeleton organization.
CGCGGGGUGGGCGGGGCUGCGGGUUUCUUGUCGGGCUGCGGACGGGCAGCGCUGCAUAGUGUGAGCGAGCGGCGAAUCUGAAGAUGCGGGAGAUUGUGCACAUUCAGACCGGCCAGUGCGGAAACCAGAUCGGUGCCAAGUUCUGGGAGGUGAUCAGUGAUGAACACGGCAUCGAUCCCACCGGCUCCUACCAGGGAGAUGGCGACCUACAACUGGAGAGAAUCAAUGUCUACUAUAAUGAGGCGGCAGUUAGCAAGUACGUACCCCGAGCCAUUCUGGUGGAUUUGGAGCCUGGCACAAUGGAUUCUGUCAGAUCUGGGCCUUUUGGGCAGAUUUUCAGACCUGAUAAUUUUGUAUUCGGCCAGAGUGGUGCAGGCAACAACUGGGCCAAAGGGCAUUACACAGAAGGAGCUGAGCUGGUGGACUCAGUGCUGGACGUGGUCAGGAAAGAAGCCGAGAGUUGCGACUGUCUCCAGGGCUUCCAGCUCACCCAUUCGCUGGGCGGGGGUACCGGUUCUGGCAUGGGCACACUGCUAAUCAGCAAGAUCCGGGAGGAGUACCCCGACCGCAUCAUGAACACCUUUAGCGUCAUGCCUUCCCCAAAGGUGUCGGACACAGUGGUGGAGCCCUAUAAUGCCACUCUCUCUGUCCACCAGCUGGUGGAAAACACUGAUGAAACCUACUCCAUCGACAAUGAAGCCUUGUACGACAUCUGUUUCCGCACACUGAAGCUCACCACUCCCACGUACGGGGACCUCAACCACCUGGUCUCGGCCACCAUGAGUGGUGUGACCACCUGCCUGCGCUUCCCAGGGCAGCUGAACACUGACCUGCGCAAGUUGGCCGUCAACAUGGUGCCCUUCCCCCGCCUCCACUUCUUCAUGCCGGGCUUCGCGCCGCUCACUAGCCGUGGAAGCCAGCAGUACCGAGCUCUCAGCGUGCCCGAGUUGACCCAACAAAUGUUCGACGCCAAGAACAUGAUGGCGGCCUGCGACCCCCGCCACGGCCGCUACCUGACCGUGGCCGCUAUCUUCCGGGGGAGGAUGUCCAUGAAGGAGGUGGACGAGCAGAUGCUCAACAUCCAGAAUAAGAACAGCAGCUACUUCGUGGAGUGGAUCCCCAACAACGUGAAGACAGCUGUGUGCGACAUCCCACCACGCGGCCUCAAGAUGUCCGCCACCUUCAUUGGCAACUCCACCGCCAUCCAGGAGCUCUUCAAGCGCAUCUCCGAGCAGUUCACCGCCAUGUUCCGUCGAAAAGCUUUCCUACACUGGUACACGGGCGAGGGCAUGGAUGAGAUGGAGUUCACGGAGGCCGAGAGCAACAUGAAUGACCUCGUGUCCGAGUACCAGCAGUACCAGGACGCCACGGCUGAUGAACAAGGCGAGUUCGAGGAGGAAGAAGGGGAUGAGGAUGCUUGAAGGUUUGGUGCCUCCACUCCCCUCCCCUCCCCUCCCCUAACUGUGGAAGCUGGCAGUGUUGUUUUGUUCACCUUUCAAUCUCUUGACACAAUGUGGAUUUAGUUGUAAAUCUUGUGGAUGUCUAACAUUAGAAAUCUGGUAGGAGAGAUUGUGUGGAAACCGUGUUGACAAUUGUGACACGUUCUAGGGCAGAAAAUGUUUUCCAUUGGGAUAAUCACUGAUAAGAUUUUAAAAUGUGUCAAAUAAAGUUGUUCU